UGGGCCUGAUGCUGGGUUGGUUCAGGCCUGCUAACUAGAAAUCUCGACACUUGGGAGCAGAGCUUCCUGGUCGGGCACCAUCUCUCAGUGGUGAUGGCGCUCUCACCAUCUCCAUCAAAUCUUCAUCUUCAUCUUCUUCUUCAACCUCAGGCCCACUAUUCAAACACUUUCAGAACCCUCAAAUUCAACUGUUCUUGCUCUUACCACUCAAUCCAAGUCGACACACAGCAAGUAAAAGUGCCCUUGAAGACUACAAAGGCGAAGAGGAAGCCCAGGCCGAGCUUCUUUGAGCAAAUUCGCGAUAAAUGGUCUCUCAAAAUCAACUCUCCCAGAGAGAAAUUUCCGUGGCAAGAGCAAGCGGAGGAAACCCAGAACUCUUCUGGGGUUGUUGUGCCUGAUUCAGAAGUUAUAGACUCGUCCGUGGGUAGCCCGGUGAGUUCCGCUUCUGAGAGUCGUUUCGUUUCUGUUCCUUGUAUCCAUGAGAGCAAACCCAGAAAUCCCCGGUUGGUUUCUGAGCCUGAAAUUUCUCAGAACAGUUGUGAACAAGGUGUAAAUGUGGUUGGGUUCGGCAGUCAUCGCGCAAGUGUUGAUGAAUGGUCGAAGAGUUUCCAGAAGGAAGUUGAUUCCGAUGGAAAAUUCGAGGGAGAAGGUGUUGAAGUUGAUGAAAUCCCAAUUGGAGUGUUGGGAACUGAGAAGACUGAAAUUGAGAUGGGUGAUGCCAAUGUAUCUUUGAAUGAGAAGCCCCCAGGUGGUGAUGAAGACUUUGGAAAUUUUGAGGGUUUUAGUGGUAACAGUAGUUUAAUUGAGUUGCCGUGGAAAAGACGAGAAGGAUUGCAGCCUGUUGAAAGAGAUGGGUGGGGAAGGAGAAAUACAAGGAUGGCGGAAAGAAUGGUCCCUGAGCACGAACUGCGGAGGCUUAAGAACAUUGCACUGAGGAUGCUAGAGAGAAUAAAAGUAGGAGCUGCAGGCGUUACCCAAUCAUUAGUGGAUGCUAUUCAUGAGAAGUGGAGGAAGGAUGAAGUGGUGAAAUUGAAAUUUGAAGGGCCUUCUUCAUGCAACAUGAAAAGAACCCAUGAAAUUCUUGAGACUAGAACCGGUGGAUUGGUAAUAUGGAGAACUGGUAGUUCUGUUGUUUUGUACAGGGGAAUGGCGUACAAACUUCAUUGUGUACAAUCAUACAUCAAGCAAGAACGGGAUAAUGUGAAUAUUUCGGAAUAUUCACAAGAUGCAGCAAAUGUCAUUAUUCAGGAUAUAGGAGUGAAAGACAUAGUUAAAACUACAGAAUCAGUUAUCUCUGAUUCUGCAAGAUAUUUGAAGGAUCUAUCUGAAGAAGAACUUAUGGAUUUAAGUGAACUCAACCAUUUGUUAGAUGAGUUGGGACCACGCUUUAAAGAUUGGUCUGGCCGUGAACCGCUACCGGUUGAUGCAGACUUGCUUCCUAGUGUGGUUCAUGAAUACAAACCUCCAUUCAGGCUUCUUCCUUAUGGGAUGAGGCAUUGUUUAAGAAACAGGGAGAUGACAUUCAUCCGAAGGCUUGCAAGAACAAUGCCUCCACAUUUUGCCCUGGGAAGGAGCAGGGAACUGCAAGGUCUGGCUAUGGCUAUGGUGAAAUUAUGGGAGAGAAGUGCCAUUGCAAAGAUAGCGAUCAAACGUGGUGUACAAAAUACUUGUAAUGAUAGGAUGGCAGAAGAACUGAAAAACUUGACAGGCGGAACACUAGUCUCUAGAAACAAGGACUAUAUUGUCUUUUAUAGGGGUAAUGAUUUCUUGCCACCACAUGUUAUGGAGGCAUUGAAAGAAAGGCGGAAACUAAGAGAUCUCCAACAGGAUGAGGAAGAGCAAGCACGACAUAGGGCCUCAGCCUUGAUUGAUUCAAAGGCCAGAUCUGCUAAAGGCCCUUUGGUUGCUGGAACCCUUGCUGAAACAUUGGCAGCAACUUCUCGCUGGGGAAGUGAACCGAGUGAAGAAGAUGUGGGGAAAAUGAUUAGAGACUCAGCUUUGGCUAGGCAUGCUUCACUAGUCAGAUAUGUUGGCAAGAAACUUGCUCAUGCGAAAGCGAAAUUAAAAAAGACUGAGAAGGCUUUAAGAAAAGUGCAAGAGGAUCUGGAACCAGCAGAGCUCCCAAUGGAUUUGGAAACCCUAAGUGAUGAGGAAAGAUUUUUAUUUCGUAAGAUUGGUUUGAGCAUGAAACCCUUCCUGCUUCUAGGGACGCGAGGGAUUUUUGAUGGUACUGUAGAAAACAUGCACUUACACUGGAAGUAUCGGGAGCUGGUAAAGAUAAUUGUGAAGGGAAAAAACUUUGCACAAGUCAAGCAUAUUGCUAUUUCUCUAGAGGCUGAGAGUGGUGGUGUGCUAGUAUCUGUGGACAGAACUCCCAAAGGCUAUGCAAUUAUUGUCUAUCGUGGGAAGAAUUACCAACGCCCUCAUGCACUGAGGCCCAAGAAUCUAUUAACAAAAAGGCAGGCAUUAGCUCGAUCAAUUGAACUUCAGAGACAUGAGGCACUAAAGCAUCAUAUCUCAGAUUUAGAGGAAAGGAUCAAAUUGCUGAAGUCUCUACCUGAAGAAAUGAAGACUGGCAAUGGGAUUGAUGACAAAGCCUUCUAUUCAAGAUUGGAUGGUACUUAUUCUACCGAUGAAGACAUGGAAGAGGAUGAAGGGGAAGAAGCAUAUCUUGAAAUAUAUGGGAGUGAAGACAAGGGUAGCAAUAUCCAAAACAAGGAGCUCCUGCUUGAAGGAGGAUCAAUAUAGUAAUUCCACCAUCUGAGGCUUGGAAGAUAAAGCUACUGCAUGAGUAAAACAAUGAUCAGGAAUUUCAACUUCUUGAGCAAUGCACGAGAUUGAAAACCUAAGAAGGGUGAGUCUAACUUAAUCCAUCAAUUGAACUGUCCAAGGAUGAAGUUACACAAGUUUUUUGUGUGUGGCAUGGACAGUAUAUGGUGGCAUCAUGAACUUUCCUCCUGCAAUUACCAAUAAUGGAGGUCAGAAAAUCACUCUUUUUAAGCAGGAAGGGAAGGCAAUGAAAUAGGUAUCUCUUUCUCAUUCAUUAUGCCCUGUGCAGCACCAUUUGAGAAGUUCACCAUUGCCUGUAGUAAAUCAUGGCUGUAAAUAUGUCAAUCAAUUAAUGAUUGCAUUUUCUGAUCAUUGUUCUUUGGCCUCUUUAACAUAUUACUGAUCUUUCAUGGUAAAUAUUAGGGACAAAUGCAAAGCAGAGUGGUUCUUUGAAGGCAUAGAAAGAAUUUGAAUUUGAAAUUUCUGUUCAAACAGGAUGGUGUUGUUCAGCUGAAUCACUUAUACAUGUAUAAUUGAGGUGGCGUGAGAUUCCUUUUUUCA
Vitis vinifera (wine grape) is the source of this 3330-nucleotide messenger RNA. Its product is annotated as CRM-domain containing factor CFM3, chloroplastic/mitochondrial. The record is from RefSeq and is a predicted model, not a curated record. NCBI's taxonomy places the organism in Eukaryota, Viridiplantae, Streptophyta, Magnoliopsida, Vitales, Vitaceae. Gene Ontology annotation, molecular function: mRNA binding. Gene Ontology annotation, biological process: RNA splicing, via transesterification reactions. The transcript has 9 exons. Bases 94 to 2748 code for a protein of 884 amino acids.